Messenger RNA from Cannabis sativa, 678 nucleotides. RefSeq lists its product as uncharacterized. NCBI's taxonomy places the organism in Eukaryota, Viridiplantae, Streptophyta, Magnoliopsida, Rosales, Cannabaceae. The record is from RefSeq and is a predicted model, not a curated record. The transcript has a single exon. Bases 1 to 678 code for a protein of 225 amino acids.
AUGGAGAGUAUGAUGGCUAAGUAUUGGUGGCAAUCCUCAAAUAACUCAUCUUCAGGUAUUCAUUGGAUAUCUUGGAAACGACUUUGUGGUCAUAAGGAUAAGGGAGGAAUGGGAUUUAGGAAUUCGCGAGAUUUUAAUCUUGCUUUGUUGGGUAAGCAAGGGUGGCGACCUUUGAUUAAUCCUGACUCUCUUGUAGCACGUGUGUUUAAAGCUAGAUACUUCCCCCAUGGCUCGUUCUUAAAUGCUACUAUUGGUUCGAAUCCAAGCUUUGUGUGGAGAAGUAUUUUGGAAGCUCAAUUCUUAGUGAAAAGGGGUUCUCGAUGGGUUGUGGGAGAUGGUACAAAUAUAUCCAUUUUAGGUGAGCCAUGGCUUCCGGAUGAUGAAAAUCCUAUGAUAAUUUCUACUCAUCGAAGUCUCACUCAUGCUAAAGUGUGCAAUCUGUUAAAAGUUGAUGGUUCUGGUUGGGAAGAAGAGAUCCUUGAUAAUUUGUUGCUGCCACGUGAUAGAGAGUUGGUGCGAUCCGUUGCUGUUCACUCAAGGCCUUCGAAUGAUGCUCUCUGUUGUAGUUUGGAGCUGUCGGGUUUGUACACUGUUAAGAGUGCUUACAAGCUAUUGGAGCAGCUCAAUGGAGAGUUUGAUCUUGAUGUCUCGGCUAAGGACAUAUUUUGGAGGAAAUAA